Molecule: messenger RNA, 1269 nt
Organism: Nicotiana attenuata
Lineage: Eukaryota; Viridiplantae; Streptophyta; Magnoliopsida; Solanales; Solanaceae
Product: monocopper oxidase-like protein SKU5
Exons: 7
Coding region: 1-1269 (422 amino acids)
Molecular function (GO): copper ion binding; oxidoreductase activity
Source: RefSeq, a predicted model, not a curated record
AUGGGAAAGGCUCAUAUUUGGAUCCAAAAGCAAAAUCCAAUGAAUCCUUCACAGUACAACGAGGUAAUAAGCCCAAUCUUUCUUUCUCCUACUGCAAUAGGUAAAACGUACAGAUUGAGGAUUUCAAAUGUGGGAAGUGAAUGGAGUUUUAAUUUUAGGAUUCAAAAUCAUAGCAUGCUAUUGGUCGAGACGGAAGGAUCGUACACCAAUCAAAUUACGUUGGAAUCGCUCGAUGUCCACGUGGGACAAUCCUACUCUGUUCUCGUCACAGCUGAUCAAGAUACUGCUGAUUAUUACAUAGUUGCCACUGCAAAAAUGGCAAACUCAACUCAGCUUAAAACUCUUGAGGUUGUUGGUGUGUUACAUUAUGAAAACUCUACCAAACCUGCUGAUGGGCCUCUUCCAAAUGGGCCUGACCCAUUUGAUGUGCAUUUCUCUAUCAGUCAAGCUAGGUCCAUCAGGUGGAAUUUGACAACAGGUGCAGCAAGGCCUAAUCCACAAGGAUCAUUUAAUGUAUCAAAUGUGACAUUAUCACAAACUUUUGUUCUCCAAAAUUCAGUGAACAAAAAGAAUGGUAUGAUAAAUUAUGCAAUUAACAAUGUCUCUUAUGAUACACCACAAACGCCAUUAAAAUUGGCGGAUUAUUACCUUAACGGUGGCGCCGGAGUUUACGAGCUCGAUAAAUUUCCGGCGAACAGUAGCCUACCGGAGACUGUUUAUGGUACGUUUGUUGUCUCCGGCGAACACAAAGGGUGGCUGGAAAUUGUCUUCAAAAAUGAGCUAAAAGUGAUGGACUCUUGGCACUUGGAUGGAUUUGGCUUCUUUGUUGUUGGGUACGGUUUUGGAAAUUGGAACCCUGAAUCACGUUGUAUGUAUAAUCUUUUUGAUCCUGUUGUUCGUUCUACUGUUCAGGUGUAUCCAAAAGGAUGGACAGCAGUAUACGUGUAUUUAGACAAUCCAGGGAUGUGGAAUUUAAGGUCACAAAAUUUGAAACAUUGGUUCUCAGGACAAGAGCUUUAUAUCAGAGUUUAUGACUCUGAUCCUAAUCCUGCUAAAGAACAUCCUCCCCCUAAAAACCUACUCUAUUGUGGGAGUGUGCAGGCGCCUCCUUCAGCACCACCACCAAGUCCAAAGCCAGUACCAGCGCCUCCAGCUCCAGUAUCCCCAUCGUCUGCUGCUGCUACUGCUACUAUAAAAAGGCAAUGGUCUAAUAUUAUUGAGGCUAUCUUUGUGCUUUUGAUCAUAUGGGAUGGGAGCUGGUGCUUAUAA